UAUAAACGGAAGUGAACAGUGACCAAGAAUAAUUUCCACAUUAGCGUUUGUCGUUAUUUAGCCGUGCAUUAACACAUUGUAAUUCAAAAUAUGACACAUUUAACAGCAUAACAUACACCAGGUAGUGUCUAAUUCACGUUGGAGACCGGACUUGGUUGAUAAUUGUUCUCGGUAACUACUAACGUUAGCUAGCGAACAAUGGAUCAAUGUAUGGUUUUUCACACUCAAAUAGCCUCCAUCAUGGAGGUGCUAGCGAAUGCAGCCGUGGCAGAGAUCUGUAAACUCGUAGACGACGACUAUGCAGUGUUUCGUUUGGAAAUCACUCAAAGCCAGAAAGAAAACAGGGCAAUGCGGAGGAAACUACAGCUACUGGAACUGAAGGUAUCACGGGAGCGCGUCCUCGCCAGUCGUCCCAGAAGUGUCAAGAUCCUCGACCGAUACAGAGGAAUGGCAAGAGGUGAAGGACAUCUCACUGGAGGCCACAGGAGCUUUGUGAAGCCAGUGGGACACAAUACAUGGCGAGAUGACCAACCAAUCACUGUUGAUGAGGGGAGUGGAACCUCAACCCAGCAUGUGAUUGUGAUAGAGUCGGCACAUGCAGAGGCCUCAGGUCCUGGAAGAUUCUCUCUGGUCAAGCAGGAGAGGACUGAAGGAGAGGACCCACGAGACAGCAGACACAUCCAGACUGGAAAAGAGGCUGGAGUGGAACUCCCUUCGCCCCAGCCCAGGACCCGACGAAACAUCACUGAGGAGGAGGAAGAAGGUCCAGAGGUGCAGCUGGUAAAGGAGGAGGGUUUGGGGAACCCUGAGGGGACCAUGGUCAUGGAGGACAACCAGACUACACCUCCUCCUGAACCCACAGAGGAACCAGCUGAGCAGCACAGGACCACACACAGUCUCACUGAGUCAGUAGACAUGGAGGAUGGGAAGCCUGAUCUGCUGAUAGUCAAAGAGGAGACAAUAGAAGACGGACCCGAGAGCAUUGAUCUGCUGAGUGGACUAAAGAUGGGGGAGCAAGGUGAUUGGAUGGAGGCUAAAAGAGGAGACUGGACAGCCAUCUCUGAUUCCCAGACCGGUGCAGCCAAGGGCCCAGGGGACAACAUCACAGAGCAGGCCAGGACCAGAGGCGAGUCUGCGGUCCAUGAGGACCGGCUGAUGUCCGGUGUUGCUGACGGGAGAGCCUGGACCUCUGAAGCAGCUGGUCAAAAACCCUGGCCCCAGAUCAGAACCCUGGAUCAGGAGCCGUUGCUCUUCUUUCCCGAGUCGGAACUAGGACUGAACCACGAGGGACAGAGACUCCAUCACCACACAGAACACAACCAGUGGACAGGUGGACUGAACAACCUCAGUCCUGGUGGUCAUCCGAGAGACCGAGGCUCCAGUCAGGGAUCCAGUCUGCAGGCCAAACCCUUCUCUUCACAGUCUCAGUGCAGGGAUGAAGCAGGACCUGGGGCUGAUAGAGAUAGACCCUCCUGUUCCUAUGAUACAAACACCACAGUAUCCAUGAUGAACAGAGCAGGUCACCCUGGGCUUCAGCCUUCACAGAGAGUGGUAGGAGACCCUCCUGGCAGUAGUCUAUCAGCAAGUCUGUCUUCUCCUUCAGGAUCUUGUCUAAUGCCUGGUGAAUGGGUUCAGGGGAAGCCUGGGUCCAGCCUUCCUCAGCUACCUCAUGGUUACCCCACAAAUACAGACAGGGCCAGGAUGGGCGUUCACCACAAGAGGUACCUAGCCUAUAACACAGCACACAAUCCCAACAACACCCAAACAAUGGGCAGAGGUCAAGGAGGGAGCUCAAAGACUAACCACCUAAGGGUGGUGGCUUCUGCUUCUACCUCCUCUGGUGUCAUUGGGUCACAACAUGGGAGGCCGAGCAUUAGAACGGACGCCGACAAGCCGUACGCCUGCCCCACGUGUGGGAAGCGCUUCGCUGAGGCGAGCUAUGUGAAGAAGCACCAGACCGUUCACACCAAGGAGAAGCCCUUCAAGUGCAAACUAUGUUACAAGAGCUUCUCCUUCCUGAGUAACCUUAUCAGACACAGGAGUGUCCACAAUGUGGAGAAAUUGUAGCAGUGUGGCUUGAGAUGUACACAGGGGAUAUCUGGGAACCAUUUUUUAGCUGACAUAUUAUAGUUAUCGUGUGAAGUGUCUUUGGGUAAGAGAGUAAUUAACCACAUAUCCCUCAUUAACCCUUUGUUAAUUUGUCAAUUGAAACAGGCUUGUGUAAAUCUGUUUUUAGAGAGACAGUAAACCUAGGCUAGAACAAGGACCAUUGUUUUACCUUACUGAGGUGAUGUAGAUGGAAUAAAUUAAUCAUUUUCUCUUCUACUCUAUUCUUGCUAACACACUGUUCUUUCUAAACAAGUCUGCGCUCAGCUCGAAAGAUAAAAUAUCCUAUUAUUGCUAUGUGUAAUGUACACUGAACUAAAAUAUAAAAAGAUCCCAGAAAUGUU
Molecule: messenger RNA, 2450 nt
Organism: Oncorhynchus kisutch (coho salmon)
Lineage: Eukaryota; Metazoa; Chordata; Actinopteri; Salmoniformes; Salmonidae
Product: zinc finger protein 205-like
Exons: 7
Coding region: 199-2067 (622 amino acids)
Biological process (GO): regulation of gene expression
Cellular component (GO): nucleus
Source: RefSeq, a predicted model, not a curated record